AUGGAACUGGCUACCUUGAAUCUCAGCGAGGGGAACGAGGGGAACGGGAGUGAUCCAGAGCCUCCCGCGGCUGUGGAGUCCAGGCUGCUGUUUGGCAUCGGCGUGGAGAACUUCAUCACGCUGGUGGUGUUCGGCCUGAUAUUCGCGAUGGGCGUGCUGGGGAACAGCCUGGUGAUCACUGUCCUGGCGCGCAGCAAACCUGGCAAGCCGCGCAGCACCACCAACCUGUUCAUCCUCAACCUCAGCAUCGCAGACCUGGCCUAUCUGCUCUUUUGCAUUCCCUUCCAGGCCACCGUGUACGCACUGCCCACUUGGGUGCUGGGCGCCUUCAUCUGCAAGUUCACACACUACUUCUUCACUGUAUCCAUGCUCGUGAGCAUUUUCACCUUGGCCGCGAUGUCUGUGGACCGCUACGUGGCCAUCGUGCACUCGCGGCGCUCCUCCUCCCUCAGGGUGUCCCGCAAUGCGCUGCUGGGCGUGGGCUUCAUCUGGGCACUGUCUAUCGCCAUGGCCUCACCAGUGGCCUACCACCAGCGUCUCUACUAUCGGGACAACAACCAAACCUUCUGCUGGGAGCUUUGGCCCAACCAGCUCCACAAGAAGGCUUAUGUGGUGUGCACUUUCGUCUUUGGCUAUCUCCUGCCCUUACUGCUCAUCUGCUUUUGCUAUGCCAAGGUCCUUAACCAUCUGCAUAAAAAGUUGAAGAACAUGUCAAAAAAGUCAGAAGCAUCCAAGAAAAAGACUGCUCAGACUGUCCUGGUGGUGGUUGUGGUUUUUGGCAUAUCCUGGCUGCCCCAUCAUGUUGUUCACCUCUGGGCUGAGUUCGGAGCCUUCCCGCUGACUCAAGCUUCCUUCUUCUUCAGGAUCACUGCCCAUUGCCUGGCAUACAGCAACUCCUCGGUGAACCCCAUCAUAUACGCCUUUCUCUCAGAAAACUUCCGGAAGGCGUACAAGCAAGUGUUCAAGUGCCAUAUCCACAAGUCGGUCCCCAGUGAUACUAAAGAAAACAAGAGCCGAAUAGACACCCCACCAUCCACCAACUGCACCCAUGUGUGAAGGUUCUCUGGGGCCUCCUGUCCCCUAGCUCCCACAUGGGCUAGAGGGAAGAGGGUACAGGGAACAGUUCAUAGCAUUCUAAGAACAUCCAACGGCUGUUAAAGUACUUGAUCAUUUAGGAACCCCUGGGUCCACUGAAGAUUAUUCUCUAGCUUUCUUCCAUUUUAUAAUUAUAUUUCUGAAAGAAAAGAAAAUUCUGUAUAGUUCAUGUCUCUCAAGGGGUGAGAGUCCAGUAGCAUUCUACAGACAUGUUCAGAUCUCCACUGAAUAAGACCAGUUCUGUAACACAAUGAAGAAUAUUUGAAAUCUACCUUUUAAAGUCAGUUAAUUUAGGGAAAACCUAUUUUCCCUUAGUUUUGAGAAGAAAGGUAAUAUUCUAGGCUGUAUGUUUUGAAAUACAAUUGUGGCACAGAAUAGUGGAUUUUAUUCCAUUGAACCAAAUAGAUAGGCACAUCUUCUGUGUGGAAGAGGGGUGGCUUUUCAAAGUUGCUUUUAUGGGUGGCCAGAGGUGUGUCUGGGGACAUGAGGACCACCAAGUUCACCUCAGGAGAUCAGCAGUGGCUCUACUUGGAAACAAUUCUGUGAAUGAGGAAGUAUAGGGCAAACUAAGCAAUGCCCAGGACUCUGCUGGCAACUUCCAAUCUGGCACAGGCACCACAAGGGGAGUCCUGAGAAAGAAAACUGUGUGCUGUAGGUUCAUAGAACCCAUGAAACCAGUCAUCCAAUAACCUCUGUGGGAUCAAAAACUGGACAAAAUUAAGUUAGACCCUGGGUAAUAUACAACUUGGAGAAAGCAAGAGAGACAUUUGAUUCAGAAUGACUGAAGGUAAAGAACCAUGUGGGUGCCGGACAUUGGUGGCGCAUGCCUUUAGUCCCAGCACUUGGGAGGCAGAGACAGGUGGAUCUCUGUGAGUUUGAGACC
Messenger RNA from Cricetulus griseus (Chinese hamster), 1978 nucleotides. The record is from RefSeq and is a predicted model, not a curated record. Lineage: Eukaryota; Metazoa; Chordata; Mammalia; Rodentia; Cricetidae.